Molecule: messenger RNA, 15473 nt
Organism: Lagopus muta (rock ptarmigan)
Lineage: Eukaryota; Metazoa; Chordata; Aves; Galliformes; Phasianidae
Gene: INO80D
Product: INO80 complex subunit D
Exons: 12
Coding region: 5480-8569 (1029 amino acids)
Cellular component (GO): nucleus
Source: RefSeq, a predicted model, not a curated record
AAGUGUCUCAUUUUAACAUGUAUUUUGAAGUAUAGCUCAUGGUAGUUAAGUAUGCAGUAUUUCCCCAAAAAGUGAAAAUUUGGGAUCAGUACCCAAAUGUUGUGCUUUUUAUUUCUGUGCUACCCAUCUUAGGACUUUUUUUGAAGCACGUUGUGCAGGACACUGUCAGAAAUCUGAGAGAUCACUGAUUUGCUCUAGAGUUGGAAUUAUCUUUCUAAUUUGUAGUGAUGACCAAGAUCCACUGUAACCUGAAUGCAGAUGAGCAGCUGAAAGAAAGUCUGGUAAUAAAGUGUGUAGCUUCUUAAUAGCCAUGACUACAGCUAAUAAAAUAUCAAUAGGCUCAAGUGGCUAGAUAAGGAAAAGGGCAAUAGCAUACUUGCAAUUAACAAUGGCCUCCUUAGUAAAAUAGGACUGUAUUAAAGCACUCCGCUGAGGCAGUUUAUUUCAUUUGUCUCCUGUUUAAAGAAAUCUGCUCAGAUGCCUGUCAUGUCAUGUACCCUGGACAGCUUUCCCACAAUUUAUUGUCUAACCAUUUUGUAUUUGCUGAGAGUUAGGAAACAGUAACGCUUAUUUAAUGCAGAUUAAAAUACACAUUGAUAAUGAAGAACAGGUUAGUAAAGUAUUAGUUAAUUACUAUUUUUGGUUCACUGUCAAUUUAUUGUAUUACCAUGCAGUAAGCUAGCAUAUGCAGCAUUAUUCCUACUGCAAUCCUCAGCAAAAUUCCCAUUGCUCCAAUUAGCUUUUUUAUGGACCUUAAGAUUCAGAAAAACAAAGGCAGUCAUUUAUUCUUGGUGUUAUGCUGGUUACCUAAUACACACCAGUACAGGAUAAUGGGAAUCAAGGCAUCCCAUAGACAACUGCUGCAAUAAACAAAAUGCCCAAGUUAAAGAAUUGUUUAAAAAAAGAAAACAAACCACCAAAGAGCACUGUUCACUAUAGGCUGCUUUUUAGUGGUUAGCUCAAUCCCAGAACUCACCACAAUUAAAUAAACCAACACUGCGUAAAGAUGCUGCUUAAGAUCUUACUUAGAAGAACAAAUCUAAUCAGAACUUUUUUUUGUCACCCCUUUUAGCAUUUAAAUGCCUGAAGAUUUCAUACAUCCAUGGAGCUCUGUGUAUAAAGAUUUUUAACAAACUUCUACAUGCAUAGAGUUGUCCUCCCCCUUCACAGGUAUUUCUCAAAUAAUUUGCUGAUCAUUUUCAGAAGCAUUUUAAGACUUCAGAAGUGUUUCUUCAGAACACAUGCAUGUCAGGGAAUAAUACCAUAGCACUGCCAUAAUGCUGUUUGCUGAAAAGCCAGGACUCUUCAUCGUGUGUGCAGUUUUCAGUUAUGAUUCAAAGGUGCUUGGAAUCCAUGUGACCUUGGGAGAGUCACAAUUUGCUUUUUGAAGCAGUCUGCUCCAGUAACUGGUGUAUAACCAAAAGCAUCUAUUUCAGUUCUUUUAUUAGACUCACAAAGCUUAUUCACUGUGUUGCUGCCCUCUGUCUCGCUAUUAAUACCAGCGAGAUGCAUCAGUGAAGUAUGCCUCAUUAACUUGGAAGUGGUGAUUUAGGGAACAUUAAUUUUCUUUGACUACUCUGUGCUCAAGCAUACAACACACUGGCUGGAGUGGUUAGUCCAGGGUUUUGGCCACACAGGCCUAUUCUGUAACAAGGAAAUGGAAGGGACGGAAUUCCCAUCUGCAUUCUGCACAGGGGUGCUUUCUUGCUGUGGGCUCACACACCUUCCUUGUGCAGGAGUCAUAGCUAUUGAAUUUUUCCUCAGAAAUCACUUCAGAGCACAGCUCCACUCUUAUCAAAAUGAUGUGACUCCCAAGCUAUGAGUCUCAUCCAUAACUGUGUAACAUGUAUAUACACACUAUAAACUCUGCAUGACUAGUACUAGCGGAAUUUGCUCCUUAGAAGUGUUACAGUGUAACACUUUAUUGUGAGCAAAAUAAUAUAGGCAAUUUUUAGUAAAUAACUAAAAAGAAAACGUUUUGAAUCCUUUCAGACAUACAAAGUUUUGUUAAAUAAAUUCCCCUGUCCCCAUAAUGGAGGUUUUCAUUUCUCUGUUGAAUGAUUACACAACAGCCAGCAGUCCACAUUUCUAAGACAUAACUAAUUUUCCCACUUUAUUUUCUAAAAAUAAUAAUAAAAAAAAAGCCACUUUGAACUUUUCCUAUUCCAAACUAGAUUCAAAACGUUUCUCUUUAGCUUCUGGUUUUGCAGGUCAAACUGAUCUCAGGAUGUCACCAAAACUUCUCAUGCUGCUGUGAUACAUGUUUAAUCAUAGAAUCAUAAAGGCUGAAAAAGACCUCUAGGAUCGUGCACCCCCCCAGCACUGCCCACUAAACCCCAUUCCUUGGUACCAUUAGGCAUGCAAGUAAUCCGAUUAAAGUCAGUAUCUGCGAAGUCAAGCACAUAAGCCAAAGAAAGGGUUUAGCAUUGUUUCUGUACUUGGCUUCUCAAGUGCUUUCUUUCACAGCCUUUUCUCUAACAAGUUGUAUCAUCUGCAUCCCAUUUCUAAAAGCGCUAUGACACCCCUCAUCUUGCUGCAUGGGUAUUCUCCAGAGCCCCACAGACAGACUCAGUGCAGAUCAGCUGUUGGCAUUACGCCUCCUUCUCUAUAACAAUUUUUCAGUAGUGCGAUGAAAAGAAAUAACCUGAAUUACAUUUGAAUCACACUAACCUACUGACUUCCAGUUGUAAGUGGCAAUUCUUGUACACAUAGAGACAAGAAAUCACCUGGUGUAGGGACUUAAAUACUGCACUACAGCAAAACUCUGACAACUUUGGAGUUUUAUGCAAGUGAGUAUGGAGCAAUUUCUCAAACACCCCUGAAUUAUUAACCAGGCCUGCAAGCAUCUGAAAACUGGUCUGAGAAUUUGGUCCAUUACUUAUCUAGGCUAGCAGGAAAUAUUAGCUUGUUCUGCAUCUGUUUCAGUUCUGAAUCCAUUGCCACAGCAGAGCAUUUAUUCGUAAUAUUUCAAAAAGUGCUUUUUUUUUUUUUUAAUCAUCCCAAUUAUGAUCAACAUUUGUAAUCGCUGUCAUUCCUGCCGUGAGUUUUAGAUGCAGAAUAUAAAAGUAUUUUUAUUUAAAUAUCCUGCAAAAUAAUCAUAUUUCAUGCUUCAAAUGACACAAUAAUAACUGGUAAGAUUACAAAGUACCCUAAUUAUGCCAUUACUUUUAUACAAUUUUUCCAAAUGUGAAACAGGAGCAAUGCAUUUGAUUAUUAUUAUUAUUAUUUUCCUAAUGUCAGAGCUGAAUAAUACACUUAAUGGAUUAAUAAUCUGAUACAAAAAACACCUUUGCAGUAACUCCACGGAAUGCAACGCUGCAUUGUUAAAGCAUGCUAAUUAGAAUAACCAUCAUUUAAAAAAAACCCAGCCAAACAAAAAAUACGCAGUUUGACGCAAAGACCAACUGACUUUUAAUUAAACUUUAAUUCAAACUAAUUUAUCUACAUGAAAAAGCCAUGAUGAACAUACAAACUAUGCUCGCCAGGCUACUGACAGAGUGUAUUUUCAGAAGGGAAUGAAGGAAUAUACCUGUAUUUAGAAAACAUGCAUUUAAGUAAAAAAUUACAGUAAGAGAGGUAAGACUCAACGUAUUCCAGAUUUGGCAGAGGAGAGGGAGGGUGCAGUAACACACUAAACAACCCAAUACCCUCAUUCAUAUGACUUCAGUCUGAUUGCAGCUCAAUUAGCUACACCACCUGAAUAAUUUUUUACAACAACAAAAAAGUAAACGUAUUUUUCCAUGUAUAGCUGAUUAGUUUCCUAAUUAUUUCCUCUUUCUCCAGGAGGAAUAAAUAGGCAUUUCUGCAGUUCCCUGUGCUGGGCUGCAUUUAACCUUACUGCAAACAUUACGAUAGGUCUGCUCAAUGCAAUGAUCAGCAUCCUCACCUAUGGACACAGUAAAAUCUCACAUUGUUUCGACAGCAUUUUAUCUAUGUUUAACAAUCUCAUAAAAGCAUCUGAAAGAAGGAAAAACACAAUGACCAUCCUGUGUUACAGGGUACUGUAGCAUAAGUUAACAGCAUUUCUCAACUUUGCAAACAAGAAUCAGGAAUAAUUGUAUUCAUAAACAUCAGAAACAAAGCCCCCACAUGAAAACAGCAGCUUAGGAAGAACACAAACAGAUUUUUCAGAAGUUGCAAUAUGCUUUGAAAAUAUUAAGAAAAACUUAACUGUUACCUCCAGAUUUCCUCUAUGAGCUUUAUUUUUCACAUCCCCUCCUGAGGGACAGACAGUGCUGAAUUUAUGACAGAUUAGCAGAAUUUUUCAGGUAUCUACCAUAGGUUCCACUCACAUUAAAUCUCCCAUGGCUUUUCUAUAAGCCUUCCUACUACAUAGAUACAUUAAUAUUUAUAUAUAUAUAAAUUAAAAAAAAAAAAAAAAACUUUUCUUUUCUUACCUGUACAUUCAGUUUUACUUACAAUGCCUUCAGAGAGAGGAUGUAAUGAUACAGUUCUGCCAAACAAUUCUGCAUCAAUCGCAGUUGCUCUACUGGCAGUAGCAGCAUCAGAAAAAGUUACGCUGACUUUCACAAUUGCACAUUAAUUUUUAGAACUAUUACAAAACAAUAAAAAGUUGCCACGUUUCUAAAAAAUUCUUAUUAAAAAAAUUCUUAUUUUUUUAAAGAAAAAAAAAAUUCCAAAUACAUUUUUUUCAUACCUCCUCUUUUUUUUUUUUCCUCCCAGAAAACUGAUCUUAACUUGAUAUAAAUAAAAUUAUUUCUUCAGUCGCAUACCUUUGUAUUUUAUUUUUAUUUAAAAUAAUAAGUCAAAUACACGAAUAAAAAAAAUUGCUUUUGUCCAUUCGGCUCCCUCCCCCAAAUCGACACUUUAUAAAAACCUUCUGUACUUUUUUCCCCCUCCCUCUCUCCCUCUACUACCUCCAAGAUGGUAGGAAAGUUGUUGUUUUGGAGGGCAGAGGAGCCGCUCUGUGAUGUUAUGUCCUCUCGGUGCCUGUAGUGGUGCUGUAGGAGGCUGCCGGCUCUCUUCUUGAGCAGCCCCAGCAGCCCUGCCUUCUUUGCUGGAGAAUAUAUUCAGGGAUUCCCCUUAAUAAUCACCUACCCUCUGAGCACUUUGUAGUUUUAAAAUAAUAAAGAGCCCCCAAAGCUUCCUCCCCACAAAAAGCAGGAUCUCCUCAGAGCCAGGGGGGCAGCAGCUCCUCAGCACAGAGCCCGAGCCCAUUCCUAGUCCCUCUACCGGGGAGGAAACUCUGAUCUGUCAGCCCAACAGAGGGAAAGGGGGGAGAGGAGAGAGAGGAGAAAAAAAAAGCGGCUGGAAAGGGAAGGGAACAUCUGUAGUUGUGAAGUGAGCCCACUGGAGAGCCAACCAAUACGCUUCACCCUGCACAGGUGAACCAGACAAUCCACAUCAUCUUGAUUCAUCAUCAUUCCAGGAUAGUGGUGUCCUUGGGGCUCUCUCUUAACACUGAUAUGGUACAGAAGAUUUAAAAUCAGCUGAUGUUCACAAGGAAUAGAGUCACGUGAUGUAUGAAGGCAAACACAUACACUUCUCUGAGGUUGACAAUAAGCCCUUGUGCUCGUAUAGCCCCAAACUGUGCAAGCAGAGGCGACUUAACGGCUACGCCUUCUGUAUCAGACACGUUCUGGAGGACAAGACUGCCCCCUUCAAGCAAUGUGAAUAUGUGGCCAAGUAUAACAGCCAACGCUGCACCAACCCCAUCCCCAAAUCUGAGGACCGUAGGUACUGCAACAGCCAUCUGCAGGUACUUGGCUUUAUACCGAAAAAGGAGAGGAAGAAAAAGAAUGAUCCCAUAGAGGAGGUAAAGGCCAGGCACCAGAUGGAUACUAUGGCCCUCAGUCUGACGAUGCCCACCCUGGCCUUGAAGAUGCCCAAUGGACUGGACGGGAUGUCCCUCUCCCCUCCUGGGGCUAGGCUUCCUCUCCACUACCUGGAGGCAGAACUAGAAGACCCCUUUGCUUUCAACGAGGAGGAUGAUGACCUAAAGAAAGGGGCAACGGUGAGGAAAAAGUUGCAGAGCAAGUUGGCUCAAAACCGGCAGCGCCAGAGAGAGACAGAGAUUUUAAAAGUUCGCCAAGAGCACUUUAGCCCCCUCCCUGCACCUUUGCAGCAGCAGCCUCUGCAGCAGCAGCACUCCCAUCUGCCACCUUCAUCAGCUUUGUUAAAGCCAACAGGGCUACCGCAGGGCAUAGUCUGCAAGUCACCUCAACCUCCGAACACCAGCCUACCAAUGCAGGGAGUGGCACCCACCACACACACUAUAGCACAAGCCCGGCAGUUGUCUAACAAGAGACCUCUGCCUCUCCUGCCACCUGCUAGGGCUCCCGUCACGGACCCUCCAAGGACUGAUCGGGUCCUAAUGAAAGCCACAGCCUUUUCUCCGCACUCGUCCUGCAUGAGCCGGCUACAGAGACUGGUGAAACUGUGCACUCGAAAACAGCAGCUGGACACUGAUCUGUUUCCACAUCUAGGGCUGGAUUGGUCUGAAGACAGUGGAGAGGAGUUGGAGGAUUCAGAGCAAACCUCCCCUUACCAGGUCGCGUGGUCUGUCCGAGAAACCCUCGGCUUUGAAAGACAUGAGUCCGAUGAUGACAAUGCGGAUGACAGGAGUUCCAGGGUGACCAGACUUUGCACUUACUUUCAGCAGAAAUACAAGCACCUCUGCCGCCUGGAGCGGGCAGAAUCUCGUCAGAAGAAAUGCCGGCACACGCUCCGGAAAGCCUUGCUGCAGGCGGCCAGCAGAGAGCCAGAGCGUGCCGGGCAACUGAUCCAGGAACUCCGCAGAGUGACCUGUGCUCGUAGCAGUGCAAGCCACGCCAGGCAGAGAGAUGCAGAACCAACAACCUGUAGUGGGACUUCGAAGGGAGAACCAUGCACUAACAAGGCCCUUCCAUUCACCAGGCAUUGUUUUCAGCAUAUCUUACUGAACCGUUCUCAGCAGCUCUUCUCAAGUUGCACAGCCAAGUUUGCAGAUGGUCAGCAGUGCUCUGUGCCAGUUUUUGACAUUACACAUCAGACACCUCUGUGCGAAGAACAUGCCAAAAAAAUGGACAACUUCUUGAGGGGGGACAGCUCCCGUAAAGUUCAGCACCAGCAGCAGAGGAAACCCAGGAAAAAAACAAAGCCACCUGCACUUACCAAAAAACACAAGAAGAAGAGAAGGCGAGGCCCACGCCGGCCCCAGAAACCUAUUCCUCCUGCAGUGCCCCAAGGGAACCUCACCAUGCCUGCCAGUGUCUCACUGCCAGUAGAGAUGCCCCAUAUACGGAGCCCCUCCACCCCAGAGCUGAGUGCCGAUGAGCUGCCUGAUGAUAUCGCCAAUGAAAUCACAGACAUUCCACAUGACUUGGAAUUGAAUCAGGAAGACUUCUCUGAUGUCCUGCCACGGCUGCCCGAUGACUUGCAAGAUUUUGAUUUCUUUGAAGGUAAAAAUGGAGAUCUCCUUCCAACAACAGAAGAGGCUGAAGAACUGGAACGGGCCCUACAGGCUGUAACUUCUCUUGAGUGCCUGAGUACCAUUGGAGUACUUACACAGACAGAUGGUGUGCCAGUUCAGGAGCUGUCAGAUAGAGGGAUAGGGGUGUUCUCUACAGGUGCUGGAGCUCCAGGAAUGCAGUCCUUGAGUCGAGAGGUUAACACGGAUCUGGGGGAGCUGUUGAAUGGGCGUAUAGUACAUGAUAACUUCUCCAGUCUGGAGCUGGAUGAGAACUUGCUCCGCUCUGCUACCUUGUCCAACCCACCUACGCCCCUGGCAGGGCAGAUCCAGGGGCAAUUCUCAGCCCCAGCCAACGUCGGCCUUACUUCUGCCACUCUGAUAAGCCAGAGUGGCCUUGGGGAGAGAGCCUUCCCAGGACAGUUUCAUGGACUUCACGAUGGCAGCCAUGCCUCCCAGAGGCCCCACCCUGCCCAGCUGCUGAGCAAGGCAGAUGACCUGAUCACCUCACGACAGCAAUACAGCAGUGACCAUUCACACUCCUCACCCCAUGGAAGCCAUUAUGAUAGCGAGCAUGUGCCGUCUCCCUACAGUGACCAUAUCACAUCCCCUCACACCGCAUCCUUUUCUGGUGAUAACCUGGCAGCUACCUUCUCAGCAGAGAUGCCCAUGAUGGCACAGCACUUGCUCCCAACUCAGCUGGACGUGCCACUUAGCGGGGUGGUCAACCCCAGAACUCAUUGGGGAAAUCUUCCUGUCAAUCUUGGGGACCCCUCUCCGUUUAGCAACCUUCUUGGUGCAGAUGGACAUCUCCUGUCCACCUCCCUGUCCACACCACCUACCACCUCGCACUCAGAGACCACACAGCCUGCCUUCGCCACUGUGACCCCCAACAGCUCCAGUGUGCUUCCGGGGUUGCCGCAGACCAGUUUUAGUGGCAUGGGUCCUGCCUCCGCUGAACUCAUGGCCUCCACCUCCCCUAAACAACAGCUCCCUCAGUUCAGCGCAGCUUUUGGGCACCAGCUGAGUUCCCACAGUGGCAUCCCCAAGGACCUGCAGCCCAGCCACAGCUCCAUAGCUCCUCCCACAGGCUUUGCAGUGACCGGUGCCACCGCUACCAGUACCAAUAACGCAUCUGCGCCCUUCACCACCUCCAGCUGAGCUUGUCUGCCUGGCUCUGUGCAGGUAGAUGGGGGACCUGUGUUUUCUUUCUUUUCUUCCUUAAUUUUUUUUCUUCUGUCCUCUCCUUUCCCUCCCCCCCCCCCCUUUUUUUUUUUUUUUUAAUUUUUUUAAACGAAGGGGUUAAAAAGAAAACCCCAGCUUCAGUACUGACCAGGGUUAGCCCUCUGUGAACCUUGCUGUAGCGUUCACAUGUGCUUGUUACGCACUGGUGCUCAUUUAGUGCAGGCGGGUUCACUGUUCCCCAGUAAUUCCUUAAGGAUACAGCACAGUUACUGGAUGUAAUUGAUCUUAGCAGUAAGACCUAGCAAUGGGAAGAUACCUCAGAUUAUGGAUGCAUGUUACUGAUUCCUAGGGUUUGGAUCAGUGCUUGCCAUCCCAUUAAGCAUCUGGUAGAAAGUUUUCCAGUGGGCAGAAGUCUUUUUAUUAUUAUUAUUAUUUUUUAUUUUCCCAAAGGUAGCAUCUGGCAUUGAAAACUUGGCUGCGCACAUUGAAUUGAGAAUAGUGCACUGAAGUCCUAAAACAAGACCAUGUUCAAGAAUGAGUUUGACAGCUUGUUAAGAUAGUGUCUUGAUCUCCUCUGUGUGCGUGGUGUGUGUGUUUGGGGUGCAGGAAGCAGCAGUUCUUCUUCUGCUUUUGGUGAAGAAGUGGAAAAAGUGGGAUUUGUCCCCUUUUGGAUCUGGUCACUGUUCUUAAUGCAUGCUGACUUUUAUUUUGAUGAUGAUGAUUUUUAAUUCAUUGAGCAGCAAGGGGAACAAUUGACUGUUGCCCAUAAAUUUGAAGGCUGAUGCAAAGCUAACCCAGAGGAAAAAAAAAAAAAAAAAACUAAAAAAACCAACAAAACCAGAAAUGUUGAAAUAGAAUAAUGGUAUAGUGAAGAUUCCUGUGCAGAAAUUCCCUUCCCUGCUGAAUUACUGUGGCCUUGUAACAUUGAUGAUUUGCCUUUUCAAGUGUGGCUUUGUCCCAGACUCCUUGCCUGACAGGCUGACAGGUACUUUCCAGGUGAAACUGGAAGAAUUCAAUUGAUAUUCUGCCCAUCCACACAAGUCUAGUUCAGGCCCUUUGGUAAGUUCCAAACGGUUGCAUUUCUCAAAUUGUUUCAAAUUGUGACUUUGUUAGCUUUUUUUCACACCAAGCCAUAUUGUUUUUGGAUUUCUUAUGGAACUUGAUGCUCUUAACAUGAAGCUGAGUGUGUGUGUAAGGAACUAGCAGGUACCUAUCAGCAGUCGUGGCUAACCAAAAGAUAAAUCACUAAAGCAAAAUAGGUAAAUAAGAGUUUUUUUGCUUUCUUUUUUUGGCAGGACAGUUUUGCUUUUACUGCUCACCUGCUGAAGACAGUGUUCAGACUCUUAGGUAGUAAUUUCAGAGCAAUUUCAGUUCUUAUAGAAUGGAGUCCACUAGCUUUUAGAUGUUUUUAUUUUUUUACUUUGUUUUUAAUCCAAGGGAUAACAGCAGCAGAAAUCCAGAGGUGUUUACAUGUAUCUCUUUACUGGAAGGGAAAAAAGGAAUUUGCUUGUGACUUUAUAGGGUUCAGAUUUGCUAGUAUACUUUGACUGUAAAAGCAACUCCUAUUUCAUUAGUAUAACAAGUCUCUACUAUUCUUGACUUGUUUCUGUGAUGCAAAUGAGUGAGAAUAGAAAAACCCACAUUUCAGUCUCCGACUGUAGAAGAAGGAUUUCCUUCCACCUUAGUGUAAAACAUCCUAUUGCAUAUAUUCUAGUCUAAUCCAGGAAACUGAGAACCAAGCACAUGUGAUAGGGAGGCCUAAUAAAUUGUUUGAGCAAGAAAUCUUUGAACUAAGUUUAGUUUCUACAGAAAGUCAUUUCGUUAGCAGUCAGGCCCACAUCGAACUCUGACCCAAACCUCUCCUUUCAUCUUGCUAAAGAGCAGAGUUUAAAUGGGAGAGGUCUUGUCUCCUUACUAUCAUAGCAAUCAUACUAUCUCCUUUUCUUGAAAAGUUUGUCCUCCUUAAACUUAAAGGAGUAUGGAUGACGUGUGUGUCCUUUAUGAAAUUGCAACUGUAUGUGGGUGGAGGAAACAAAAAUGAUUUUCAUGCUUCUGUUGUUAUGAAGUCCUUAUUUCAUACUUGGUAAAAUAGAUCUUAAUAAUAUAAGGCAAAUAUUUUUUAAGUGGUGAUUUAAAUAUGUUUGUAACAUUUAAAUGUUUUUAAAUCAUGUAAAAAGUUGAAAUGAAGCCUAUGAAAUCCUGCUUGUGAUUGUCCUGCUGAUUGAGGAAUGCCCAGUGGUAUUGUGAAAUGAGGCAAAUCUGACAAGGCAUUUAUUUAUUUUUGUAUUAAGUUCCCCACGCUUUGUUGAGGAGACAACUGUUUGAUUUGCAAAUUAUUUUCCUUGUGUCCAUAUUCUUUCUUCAUGUUUUGGGUGACUGGCUGAAAAAGAGUGAAGAACUAGUAUACCAAAUGGUUAAUUCUUUAAUCUGCUUGUGUAUUUGUGUCACUUUUAGAGGAUGUUAAUUUCUAUAAAUUGGUUUCAGGACUUUGGUCUUGAAAUGAUUCUUGUGCCCAUCAAACUCUCUCAUGAAGCUGCAGCUAUUGCAGGGUUUAAUUGCUCCACAUUACAUUUCUCAGCAAAUGCAGGGUGUGAGGGGGGGGAGGGAUGGAGGGCCAAGUUCUGCUCGCUCAAAUUGGUAUAAAUUUCAGAGGAGCUCUUUGGUAUAAGGUCACUGUGAGUUUGUACUGGUGUAAUUCAGAACAGAAUCCAGAUCCUAAUCUGAGUGUUAUUUUAAUCAGGGAAUUUCAAAAGCUGUCAAAGUUAUGCAGGUUCAUAAUUCUCGUUUGAAAUCAUUGGCCAUUAUGGAUCUGCAUUCCUGUAAGGCAACCUAGGACAUCAACUCUUCCACCACUUAAACUUCAGUUUUGUAUAUCCCUUGAUGACCUUUUCCUGAAAAGUGAUGAGGUAACAUUUUUCAGUGGGCAAACUAAGUUUGCAGUAAACUGUACUAUUAAAAAUGAAUUUGUUCAUAUACAUUGGAAGUAGGAAUCCCUCUGUCCUGUCUGAUAGAGUUCUGCAAUGGGCCACCAUUCUUGCCUUCUCCUGAUUCACCUCCUAUUUUUUCCACUGCCAGCCUGACGAGAACUUAGGAGAACUGAUCUUAGGUUUACAGGAGAGUUUGUACCAGUAGACUUCUACACCUGCAGAGCCCAUUGAGUUCAGUGGAUCAGUGUCUUACUGCUGGAUGUGGAAGAUCCCAUUGAGAACCUCACGCAGCCAAAAAUUUGGCACCUCUCCCUCUGGGAAGUAUUGCUGGUCUGGAUGAGGUAUUCCUUGUGUAAUUCCUGAAUAGCAUUCAUGCUCUCUUGCUGAGGUUUUUGAAUAUCAUCUCCUUGUACAGCAAUUAGCACUCUAAUCGCCCUUUCACCAAAGAGUCAGUGUAGCAAUUUCAGUCCAUUGAUUUGAGUUGGUCAAUAUCUGUCAUGCCCUUUACAUAUGAAUGGAUGGAAUAAAGCUAGUUUAACUUAAAAGUUAAUUUCCUUACAUAAGAUUUGAGUUGUAGAGAAUGGAGAAAAGAAUUAGAUCUAGAAUAAAGUACCAGUAAGAUCGUUUUUUGUUAAUAGCUGCAUCUCAAUUAUUUUUUGUACAAAAGUGCAAGAAUUGACAGAAUGACACAUAAAAGCAUGGAGGCUGAUAGGAGCAGCCUGAUGGUGGCCUGGUGUGUGAGGUGUUCUGUUAGACACACUUUCACUUAGGAAGAUUUUAGGCCAAUAUCGAGUGGAGCCAUAUUCACUUAGAUACCUCAAGGCUGAUUUGUUCUUAGGUCUUGUCAUUAACUGAUAGAAGAAGAUGCAUCUGUGAUGCAAGAAGAUAGGAAAGAUGCCAUUUUUUGUCCCCUCCAGCUUUCCACUUGUUCCAGGUUCUUGCUUAGUUCUUUUCUCAUUGGUAGCAAGCUUCUUUGUGUCUUUGGACAUAAAGGUCAGUGAAACAAUUACAUCAAUAAUGCUGAGAGGUAGCACAGAUGAAGGUCUGCCUCAUACACUAUAGUCUGCAACAGCUAGGCUUCCCACUUCUUUCAGCAGGUUAGUGAAUGAGGAUUCACAGUUCUUGUUUGAAAACAUUAGUAUGCCUUGAGAAGCUUACAACCCGUUAGGCAAAAAUCAGAGAUGGCAUUGGAAAUACAAAUGUAAGGGAAGAAACAUUAAAAGAGGAGCUGGGAAUGAAUUUGCAAGCUAAUACCCACAUUCAGUUAGAGGCUGUUUUGGUGUAACCACAUCUAAGUACAGUCUAGGGUUGAAUUGCCUUGCUAGGGAAGAUGGGUCUCGAGGAAUAUUACCCUGUAGAGGUGUCUUCACUGAGAAGUUGUCCCUAGUGAUUAAGUGCACAUCCUGCUGGUCCACAUCUGAAGCUCCGGCUCCUCCAUGGCGCUGUAGCAGCAUGGCUGUUGCAUUUCCCUGUAGGCAUCAGCAGGACCAGCUCCCUGGUACUUAAUCUUUCAAGUGGUGGAAGGCAAGCUGCAGCAAGGGGAGUUUUCAGCAGGCAAAAGUAGGCAACUUACCUGUGAUGAUUCUUCUGCAGUGAAGCACUGUGUGGGUGUCUGGGCAGCUUUCUUCAUGGGAUGUUUCUUUUUGCCUUUGAAUUUUUGCCACGACAUGUAAAGAAGUCUCCUAUGCAGGCCAGUUGCAGCAUCCUCUGGUGGUGGAGAUACUAACUAAAGGAGUAGGUUUGGAUCUUUUGAGUGAUAUUUAGUGCUGGGAUGUUGUGGGCUGCUCCUCUUACCCCUCUCCCCUCCUUUUAUUUCCUUCCUUCUGCAUUCUCCAUCAUUCUUUCUUUUAGUCUCCCAUUCUCAGAUAGUUCUCCAGGGUAGGUAAUGCCAGCCGUAAGUCUUCUGUGGCUUGGUCCUGAGUGACUGUGGCUGUGAAAUACAAAGAAGGAGAGAUUGCUGCAUUUCAUAGCAUACAUCUGGGGUGCUAGGAUGACAGUGUACUAGACGUCAAAUAUUUCUCAGCUCAGUGAGUAGGGUUUCACAGCACACUGAUAGGUUGGAUGCUGAGGAGCAUCAGCAGUGAAUGUGUGGGCUUUUAGUGAGCAUCUGCCUUCUCACAGAUUUUUCUUGUUUUGAGAAGUGCAUCAGUAGAAAAUCACAAAAGUUACAGAUCAUUUUCUUUAAAAGCUGUGUGAAGAAGCCCAGCUAAAAGUAAAGAUGGAUGGGGGAAAAACUGACAUUUGAAUUUACUAAGCUUAAAUUUGAACUUCAGGUGACUCCUAGUCUGUGAGAGACUUCGCUCUCUCAGCUAAUUUGUUGGGAAUGAAAAGCCUGUGGGAGAAGGAGGAAUUGCAGAAUAUUGUGUCUUGGAACAAUUUUCUCGCCCAUAUCUUCAUCCAUUUGAACACAAACCAAAAAAGUAACUCAGUUCUGGGAGCUUUUCCUUUGCUGUUCUGCUACUUGUCUCCUGGUUGUUGGGUUCUUUGUUUUCCCCUGUUGUAUUCUGCUUCCACACGCUUGUUCUCUGGCCCCUGUGGAAUAGGGUGGCAGUGGAGCGUGAAGGAAGUCAGUGGGUUUGGCUGUAGAUGGACCUCAGUAGAGAAGGCUUUCUUUUUCCAGCUCCUUAUAAGCGUUGGCACCUUUUCAGUCUUCCUUGGCUCACAGAAUUUAGUUUGGAAGUCAACAGGUUGAAAUUCAGGCUUUUGACCUUAAAACUAUACAUAGUUGAUGAGGGAGAAAUGCAUUCCUGUGCUCCUUCCCCUCCCUAGCCCCCAAGCACACACACGGUGAGAUGCACAGAGUACGUGCGCGUGCACUUGGUCCAGCAGCGCUAACGUUUUAUCUGCUUGCUGCCUUCACCAGCUUCACCCACUGAAGUGAGCUCUGGGUGGGUGAUGUCCCCAGAUAUCCUCUGGAAAACUUUAACUUUGGUGCAGAUUGCUCUAAUGUAGCUGACUGACAUGGCAUUUGCUUCUGCUUUGGAGUGGAUAAUUUACCCUGUAAUGAAUCUAACCUGCGUUCCGAACAGCGUAUGGUCCCAAUGAAAACAGAUUCAUUCUGAAGUGAUGAACAGUUGGGUUCUCAUGCAAAAUAUCCUACACAUCCUACCAGAAGGGGUUGAACCAGUUUCUCUGAACAGUGAUUAUCUUCACUGUACAGUUUUGGGUAUGUCUCAGGGAUUCCUUGUGGAAAUAAGGGCAGUUAACAAAAAAAAAAAAAAAGAAAAAAAAAAGAAAAAAAAGAAAAAAAAAAAAAAAAGUAAAUAGUUUUAAAAGUAAAUAAUAAUUUAAGGUAGAGCGUCAUCUAAGUGAGAGUGCGAGAAAGAGAAAUCCGUGUUCAAUUUUCUAGUCCACUGUCUGGCUUAGGGACUCUUUCUCUUCUUGGGGCUCUCAAGAUCAACAUACAGAAUCUUUUUCAUCACGCUCAGCUUUAAACUUUUUAUUUAAAGAUACCCUUCCCCAAUGAGCUUUCAGAAUACUUAUUGUAGAUUUUAAGAGAAAUGGUAUAUUAAUUUAUGCUAUUAACAUCACCUCAUAAAUUAUAAGUUUUAUACUAAAGCUGUAUUGAGUGUAAUGAAUUAUGUUGCAUAUGUGUUUUUAAUGGCUAUAAAAUUAUAUACAAGCUUUUUUGGGAAGACGAACUAGUGAAGCACCUUUUUACACUGGAUUUUGCCGUGUCAAGGUGUACAGCUAUUCUUUGCUACCUUGCAGAUAUCUAUAUCUAUAUCUAUAUAUAGAUAUAUAUAUAAUUAAAAUAAAAUGGUAUCCUGUAUCAACAAAGCAUAGAACUCUUUUUAACCCUUAUAUCACUGUUCCUAUAUCUCUUUAAAUUUUAUUUUGAGUGUUACAUUCUGCAAUAAUUUAUCUGUGGUUUGUACCAUUGAUUAGACAUUUAGUUACAGGGUAAAUAGAUCAAAUUAAAAAAUCCAACUACUGUAGCUGGAAGUUGUGAA